AUGGAUGGCAUGGUGGAAUCCAACAGGGAGGCGGUGCAGAGCUGCCACAAGGUGCUGGACCUCCUCUCCAACCCCCAUGGCCAGCUCGUCCCCCACAAGGACCUCCUGGAGGCCACGGGCGCCGCCGUCGCCAAGUUCGGCUCCCUAGCUUCCAAGAUCGGCAACGGCAAUGGUGGACGACAAGGCCAUGCUAGGUUCAGACAAAGGAUCAAGAAGCCCAUGCCUCUCUUCGACAGCAACCUCUUCCGGGACAGCCCCGCGUCGGCUGCGGCUGCCGAUGCUGCUGCUGCAGCACCACCCAAGACAUCCAGUCCUGGCCCGAGCACCAGCCUCCAGCUGUUUCCGAGGUACCAGCAGAUGGAGGCCUCCUCCUCCAAGGACCCUGUCAGGAUCCCGGCAGCCCAGUUCCCCCAGAGGAUGGUUGUGGAGAACCCGUCGGUCGGUUCGAACGGCCCGGCUCGCGGGCCGCCGCUCCACCUCGUCCAGCCGGUGUCUGUUGCGCCACCGGCGGGGACGCCGGCACCGGCAUUGCCGGCGGCGCAUCUCCAUUUCAUCCAGCAGCAGCAGAGCUACCAGAGGUUCCAGCUCAUGCAUCAGAUGAAGCUGCAGAGCGAGAUGAUGAAGAGGGGCGGCCAUGGUGAUCAUCAGGGUGGCAGCACUGGUGCUGGCAAGGGUGUCAACCUCAAGUUUGAUGGCUCUAACUGUACGGGGUCAUCCUCCCGUUCCUUCCUGACAUCUCUGAGCAUGGAGGGGAGCAUGGCGAGCUUGGACGGCAGCCGCUCCAGCCGUCCCUUCCAGCUAGUUAGUGGCUCGCAGACGUCGAGCACCCCGGAGAUGGGCCUCAUGCAGCAGAGGAGGAGGUGUGCCGGCAAGGAGGAUGGCAGUGGACGCUGUGCAACUGGGAGCAGGUGUCACUGUGCAAAGAAAAGGAAGCUAAGGAUAAGGAGGUCGAUCAAAGUCCCUGCAAUCAGCAAUAAGGUGGCCGACAUCCCGGCUGAUGAAUUCUCGUGGCGGAAGUACGGCCAGAAGCCAAUAAAGGGAUCCCCGCAUCCUAGGGGUUACUACAAGUGUAGCAGCGUGAGGGGCUGCCCGGCGAGGAAGCAUGUCGAGAGGUGCGUCGACGACCCCGCGAUGUUGAUCGUUACCUACGAGGGCGAUCACAACCACAACCGAGCUGCGGCAGCCCAGCCGCAGCCAGCCUGA
Messenger RNA from Triticum turgidum subsp. durum (durum wheat), 1203 nucleotides. NCBI's taxonomy places the organism in Eukaryota, Viridiplantae, Streptophyta, Magnoliopsida, Poales, Poaceae. The record is from the annotation of a GenBank genome assembly.